Cuscuta campestris is the source of this 2416-nucleotide messenger RNA. NCBI's taxonomy places the organism in Eukaryota, Viridiplantae, Streptophyta, Magnoliopsida, Solanales, Convolvulaceae. The record is from the annotation of a GenBank genome assembly.
GGGUAGGAGUUUACUUAACCUCCCCAGAUCCUUUUUUGGUUCUCUAAUUGCUGAAAUGUGUGAGCCCAGAGAUGUUCAAGCUUUCAUAGGUUUUCUGAGAACUCCAGCUGAUUUCCUCCUCUCAAAGAACUUCCUGUGUGAUCAUGUUCCUAGAAAUCAUGUAAAUCAGCCAUUUGUUUCCCUGAUUCUGAAGUUUUCCUCCUCUCAAAGAGUUUCCUGAGGAUACAGGCUUGAGUCAUGGCAGCAGCAUUUUGAAAAAAAAGGGGUUCCAUCCAUCCUUUUUUAGUAAGGCCACCAGGAUAUGACAGAUGAGUUUGAAAAUUGUGCUUGCUGGACUCAUUAGCUUGGCUUGGAUGCAUCAAGCCCAUUGUGAAGGGCUUUCUAAUGCAUUUGAGGAAAAUAAGUGGACGUGCACUUAUUUCACAAACUUGAGUAUUGCUACUAUGGCUAACUGUUCGUCAUCAUGCGAUUGCAGUCCGGAUGGGUCGCGCCAAAGCAGGUGGAAGUGUAGAUGUGCAGCUGAAGGUUUACCAGUUGUGGCUGCUGAGCAUAACAAUACUUGUUUCUUCACAUCUUGCAGUUGCAGUUUCGGGAUUCCGACGAAACUACACUAUCCCAAGAAGUUGAUUUCAAGGAAAGAUAUAUUUGUUAUUCUCUUCAUAUCUUCAGCAGUUGCAAAUCUUGCCUUUUUUGCGCUGAUGCUGUGCUACAUUAUCUAUCAAAGGAAAACACAAUCUUCUCAACCAUAUCUUUUUUCACUAGAUAAAGAAAUGAGUUUCAGUAGUGGUACUAACUUAAUAAGCCAGGGGGCUUCUUCAGAAGCAGAAUCAAAAGUUUACCCGUCCACCUCAGUAAAUACUGUUUCAGGAUGCAUUCCCAAGGUGUCAUUGCUAUUCAAAAGCAAAAUGGGAUCAUCAUCAUCUUCAUCUUCAUAUGGAAUGAUAGUAUACUUCUCAUACUUUGACUUGGAAACUGCCACCGAUAAGUUCUCUAGUUCCAAUUUGAUUGGAGUUGGAGGGAGUAGCCAGGUAUACCGCGGCCAACUGAAAGAUGGAAGAAUCGUCGCAGUUAAGAGAAUAGAAACCCAAGGAGGGCCAGAUUCAGAGACCUCUUUCUUGACAGAGAUGAAACUGAUAUCAAGACUCCAUCAUUGCCAUGUGGUGCCAUUGUUGGGAUACUGCUUGGAACACCGAGGAAACCAAGCAGAGAGGCUGCUUGUGUUUGAAUACAUGGCAAACGGAAACCUCAGAGAUUUUCUUGAUGGUGGAGCUUCCGGAAGAUGUUCGGACUGGGCUACUCGAGUUCGAAUUGCUCUUGGAGCUGCUCGGGGUCUGGAGUAUCUCCACGAAGCUGCUGCACCAAGGAUCCUCCACCGUGAUGUCAAAUCCACAAAUGUUCUGCUCGAUGAAAAUUUGAGAGCCAAGAUUACUGACCUUGGAAUGGCCAAACAGCUGCACAGUGAUGGUGGGAUGGGCAGUAGUUGCUCAAGUUCUCCUGCUAGAAUGCAAGGUACCUUUGGGUAUUUUGCACCAGAAUAUGCCAUUGUCGGCCGAGCUUCUCUCAAAUCAGAUGUAUUCAGUUUUGGCGUUGUGCUUCUUGAACUGAUCACCGGACGCCAUCCCAUUCAGAGGUCCGCGAGCAAAGGCAGGGAAGAAAGCCUUGUAGUGUGGGCAACUCCUCGUCUGCAAGACAGUAGGCUAGUGAUUUCAGAGUUGCCCGACCCGAAUAUGAAAGGGGCUUUUGAGGAAGAAGAGAUGCAGGUGAUGGCUUACUUGGCAAAGGAGUGUCUGCUCCUCGACCCCGAUUCUCGGCCAACAAUGUCUGAGGUUGUCCAAAUCCUCUCGACCAUAGCUCCAGAGAAAUCUAAGAGGAACAACCUUCUGCAGGGACACAACUUUAAGAGAUCAUUGAGCCAUAGCACUGAACGCCGUGGAAGAAGAGUUCUCCACCCAACUGCACAAGAAGAGAUAAAGCACAUUGCUAACUGUGAGAAACAUGAUGAUCACAAUGUUGAGAUUAACGAGAAUGAAGAAGUGGGUUCGGAUCAGACAAAGCAGGAAGAAAGAGUAAUCGUCACUUUCCCAUCAAAGGAUAAUAAAAGAUGGCGUCCUCAAGAUGAUGCAGCCGUGGACUUGAUUGAGCCGCGGUUUGAAUCAUUUCAUGUGCCAAGUAUUGUAUGACUUGAUGAGUAGAAAAUGACAUAAAAAGUAUAGAAGAUAAACGCAUGCAUGGUUGGCGACUGGCGUUUAUUUAUCAGGAGGAGGAGCCUUUGUAGAGGUGUUUUUUAAUGUUGAAAUUUUAACCUCAUAUGUAAAUAUCAUCAUAGAAGAAGAACUGUAUUCCACAUCGAAUGUUGAGUAAGAUGAUAAUAGGUUUAUAAGCUCUUGAGUUAAACUAAUAAUUGAUUGAAUUCAAU